AUGCCAGACCGACGUUUAUCGCGUCUCAUCAAGUCGAAACUGCUGCGGCGAUCAUCAACACCCGCGGCGCCAAAUCCGGGCAACGGGGCGGACCCGAGUGUCCACCACCCAAUUUCAACCUCUGGUAUCUCUGGAAAUCCUCAUCUCUUUGACUCUGCCAGUGAAAAAUCCCCCUACAGUGUCGUAUCCUCAGCGGCCCAAUCGACAGACGACACCACGUCGGUUCCCGACGCGCACGAGGGACACGGUCAGACUCACAAGUCACGCCGCCGGGCCAAGCCCAGUAACCCAUCCCCGCUGCAAUCCGAACAGCAGCUUCAACGGUAUCCUUCAUCCGACCUUCCAACCAGCAUUCCUUUACCGACCCCGAGCGAUCCAAAAUCUUCACUACCACCGACCCCUCUCUCUGAAGAGCUCUCUUCCCCCCUCGAUAGCCCGAUCCCCACCCCACAGCAUUCCGACGACACGUCCCUGCAGGCUGCGCAAGUGAAAUUUCGCACCUCCAACCUAGCCGAAUAUCAAUUGGACCCGACCCUUGAAACCGUUGUUGAGACAUCCCCUGAAGAUCCCCGACCGCCUACAUCUUUCCCCCCCACCCCUGCGGGCAAGCGACCGAGCCUUGCCAUCCGCCGACAGUCUCUUCUCCCCGCGUCACAACAGAACUUGAUUAGUGGCCUACUGGAACAAAGCCUAUUUUUCCCCUCACAAGGCGACCCGGGCAGCAGUCACCCGCCCAUAGCUGCUGCCAGUAUGGUCCAUCGUCGAAUUUGGGUGAAACGGCCGGGUGGCUCGGCCACGCUGGUGCAUUGUCUAGAAGAUGCGGUGGUAGAUGAACUUCGUGACCAAAUCAUCACGAAAUACGGCAACUCAUUGGGCAGGACGUUUGAUUCCCCAGAUAUUGUGAUAAGAAUUGUCGCACGCGAAAACGGAAAUCGACUUACAACACCAGAACGACUAUUGAGCCCAGAAGAGGCCUUAUCGGCUGUCCUCGAUUCGUACUACCCCGGAGGUCAAACCAUCCAAGAGGCGUUGCUAAUUGAAGCACCCACGCGCCGGACACCAAAGCCAUCACCGCGACACACUGGCUAUCAUCAUCACUACCCUUCCGAGCCUGGCGAGCAUGGCGAAUAUUUCCCCCUCAUGCCUGCCAAUACAAAGGUCCCGACCCCACCUACGCAUCCUACACACUCAUCCAGUUCAGGAGUCGUCCCUGCGCCAUCGAUUUCGAUUCUUACAACAGGCGUGCCCCCGCCACUUGCAUCUCCUGGGUCCCGGGCUCGUCAACACCGCCGACCGGCGCUUCAGCGUCAUACGACUAAUUCGCCGACCCUGCUUGGUCAAGUGCCCACUGUGACCGAAACAGGUGUUUCUCCUCAUUCUCAGCCCCCUCCGACUACUGCCCCGCAGAAUGCCCCCACACCCCCAGCGACGGUGGUUGAGUCUCCGCAAGUCAAGUCACACACUCCGCCGGCACCCGUUGCAUCCCCAAGGGCCUUACGAAAAUCAAAAGGCGCAUCCCCGGGAGCAGUCUUUGGUGGAUUAAUUGAUGGCACUGUGCCACCAAUCAACGUUCUCAUUGUCGAGGACAAUAUUAUCAAUCAAAAGCUGUUAGAAGCUUUCAUGAAACGGCUAAGCGUUCGAUGGAAGUGUGCAGCCAACGGCGAGGAGGCCGUACGAAAAUGGCGUCAGGGUGGAUUUCACUUGGUUCUAAUGGAUAUCCAAUUGCCUGUCAUGAACGGCUUGGAUGCUACCAAAGAAAUUCGUCGAUUGGAACGGCUCAAUGGAAUCGGUGUUUUCCCCAAAACAGCCUCCGGUCGUUCCAGCGCUUCAAGCGCCAACUCCGCCGACAAGCGGCCUGGACUCUAUCGCUCUGUUAGCGAAGAAGAUACUUUAAGUGAUCUAUCGCUGUUCCGGAGUCCUGUUAUUAUCGUUGCAUUGACGGCUAGCAGCUUGCAAAGUGAUCGUCAUGAGGCAUUGGCUGCUGGCUGCAAUGAUUUCUUAACCAAGGUUUUUUGUUUCCCCGAAACUCAUAUUUCUCUUCUUAUGCUAACCUUCAAACAGCCUGUGGGUUUCCCGUGGCUCUCACAAAAGGUGACCGAGUGGGGCUGCAUGCAGGCCCUCAUUGACUUCGAGGGUUGGCGCAAGUGGCGUGGCUUUAUGGAUUCUCCCCGCCCCAUGUCACCUCGUUUUGAAAGUGCAGCCAGUCCCAUGCAAACCGGAACUCGUGAUGCACCGAAGCCAGCAGAAGCACUAUCACCAUCUAUAACUCGUACCAAGUCUAAAAUCAAGGGCAUCAAGCGGCCUAGUCUUCCUGAUGCUGCUGAGGUAUUAAGAGAGGAUUCAUGGGGCAGUGGCAGUGGUGACACAGGCGAAUCGGCCACGAGCGCUGACGCAACACCUGCAGAAUCUGAGAAGCCUGCUCAAUCUCCGGCUUCACCACCCGAUCAAUGA
Messenger RNA from Penicillium verhagenii, 2451 nucleotides. RefSeq names its product response regulator. Gene Ontology annotation, molecular function: phosphorelay response regulator activity; protein kinase activator activity. The transcript is spliced from 2 exons. Gene Ontology annotation, cellular component: Mcs4 RR-MAPKKK complex. Bases 1 to 2451 code for a protein of 816 amino acids. Gene Ontology annotation, biological process: osmosensory signaling via phosphorelay pathway. The record is from RefSeq and is a predicted model, not a curated record. NCBI's taxonomy places the organism in Eukaryota, Fungi, Ascomycota, Eurotiomycetes, Eurotiales, Aspergillaceae.